This is a messenger RNA of Caenorhabditis angaria, 723 nucleotides long. The record is from the annotation of a GenBank genome assembly. Lineage: Eukaryota; Metazoa; Nematoda; Chromadorea; Rhabditida; Rhabditidae.
AUGAUAACAAUUUUGUUGUUUGGAUUUUUUGCCGCCUCUGCUGCUUCUCCAAGUUAGUUUGUUAUUACUCAUAAAGUAAAAAAAUAAAUUUUGUAAUUUUCAGCCGGUUACUGUCAAAAUGGUGAUGUUCUUGGUGGGCAAGACAAUCCGGCAAAUUAUUAUGUUUGCGAGAAUCAUCAAUGGGUUCUGAAAUCUUGUUUAAAAGGAUAUACAUUCAAUGUUUCUUCGAAAUCUUGUGUUGGAACUGAUCAAAUCUGUGAGCCUGGUCAAUUAAGAUCAUAUCCUCCUGAUGAUUCAAAAUUCGAAUAUUGUAUUGAUGGAUAUCAAUGGAUUAUUCUAUCGUGUCCAAAUGAUUAUAUUUUCAAUGGUUAUGAAUGUAUUGAUGUUGUAACUUCUACAACAACAACUCCGAAGCCAAAAAUUACAUCAACAUCGCAACCAAUAAAAACAAGUCCCCAACCAAUUCGAACAACUCGGCCAAGUCUUUUUUGCGAUUCCAGAGUAUGUUUUCAAGAAGGGCUCAGAAAUUUGAGAGUUACAAAAAUUUUCCAAAUCUCAAUACUUUCUUUUUUACAGAAUGGAUUGUACAAACCCGACCCAAAUGAUUGCACAAAGUUUUAUCAAUGCGAUAAAGGAUAUUGGGUUUUGAAGAGUUGUGGACCUGGAACAGCUUGGGAUAAUUUGAAUCAAGUUUGUAAUUAUUAUGAUUUAGUGUGUAGAUAG